This is a messenger RNA of Kluyveromyces marxianus DMKU3-1042, 2811 nucleotides long. It is a transcript of the gene DIP2, whose product is annotated as snoRNA-binding rRNA-processing protein DIP2. The transcript has a single exon. The record is from RefSeq and is a predicted model, not a curated record. The coding region runs from base 1 to 2811 and encodes 936 amino acids. Gene Ontology annotation, molecular function: snoRNA binding; protein binding. Gene Ontology annotation, biological process: maturation of SSU-rRNA. Lineage: Eukaryota; Fungi; Ascomycota; Saccharomycetes; Saccharomycetales; Saccharomycetaceae. Gene Ontology annotation, cellular component: small-subunit processome; Pwp2p-containing subcomplex of 90S preribosome.
AUGGUUAAAUCUUACCAGCGUUUCGAGCAAAGCGCAGUUUUUGGUUUAAUUUCAACGUCCAGUCAGUCCGUUUAUCUUCCAGCCAACAAUUCCACAUCUGGGAGAUUGAUCACUGGUGCACUUGAAAACCUUGAGAUAUGGACUUUAAAGACUAAUGAAGUGGAGGUUAUGAGCGAUGGAUUGCCUAUUGGUGCCGUUGACUCAAAACUUGCUAGACCUGCGGUUGUAACUGCGAUGUGUUUUCAUAAGGAAACAGGGUUACUCUGUGUGGGUUACGACGAUGGUGUGAUCAAAGUGUGGGAUUUACUUUCAAAGAGUGUUCUCAUGCAGUUCAAUGGACACAACAGUGGUAUUACAGUUUUGAGACUUGAUUCUGAGGGUACCAGGUUGGUUUCUGGUAGUAAAGAUAGUGAUUUGAUUAUCUGGGAUCUAGUUGGCGAAGUUGGGUUGAUGAAGCUCAGGUCUCAUAAGGAUGCCAUUACCGGCGUGUGGGUCGAUGAAAAGAUGGAUUGGUUAGUAAGUGUUGCCAAGGAUGGUCUUAUCAAAGUUUGGGAUCUUAAGGCUGGUGGACAGUGUAUUGAAACUCAUAUGGCACACACCGGUCAAUGUUGGUCCAUGGCAGUUAAUGAAGAAGUAAUAAUAACAACAUCAAUGGAUUCGCAGGUGAAAGUCUGGGAACUUGAUCUUGAGAAGCCAAACGGAAACAAAGUAGUUGAACGUGGCUCUUUCGAAACUGAGAGCAAGCAAAGAGGUGUGGCUACUGAUUUCAUCACAGCACCAAAUGGAACUAGAUUUUUCUUUGUUCAGAACAACGAUAAAACGGUGGAGAUAUUCCGUAUAAGACCAAGCGAUGAGGUUUCAAAGGCUUUGAAAAAACGUGAAAAAAGACUCAGAGAUAAAGGAGCAUCGGAAGAAGAAAUUCAGGAAGCUAUUAAUCCAAACGACGUUGGUGUGCUAUUCCAUCCCUUCUCAACUAUUCGUUCCGCUUAUAAAGUAAAGUCUACUAAUUGGAUACAUGCUAGUAAUAGCAAGUUGGAGUUGGUGCUUACAACAUCAAACAACACGAUAGAAACUUACCAAGUUGCAUACGCUAAAAGGGAUGCUGAACCACCAGUGAAGAGAUAUAAUGUUGAGCUUCAAGGUCACAGAACUGAUAUUAGAUCUAUGGAUAUCAGUGAUGAUGGCAAACUUUUGAGUACUGCAUCUAACGGGGAAUUGAAGGUAUGGAAUUUAAUGACUAAAAAGUGUAUCAGAACCUUUGCUUGUGGUUAUGCCCUAUGUUCUAAGCUACUACCUGGUGGGACAUUAGUCGUGGUCGGUACAAGACAAGGUGAAAUUCAACUAUUCGACUUGGCUAGUUCGACACUUUUGACUACUAUCGAGGCACACUCUGCAGCAAUCUGGUCUUUGGAUCUAACUAGUAAUGGUAAAAGAUUAGUUACCGGAUCUGCCGAUAAAAGUUGUAAAUUCUGGGAUUUUGAAGUCAUUCAACAAUUAGUACCUGGAACUAAGGAUAAAUACCUUCCACAACUAAACUUGAUCCAUGAUACCACAUUAGAACUUACAGACGAUAUUUUAUCCGUCAAAAUAUCUCCUGAUGACAGGUACCUUGCAGUGUCUCUACUAGAUAACACUGUGAAGGUCUUUUUCUUGGAUUCACUAAAGUUCUACUUAAGUCUCUACGGUCAUAAGUUACCUGUUCUAUCCAUCGACAUUUCUGUCGACUCUAAGAUGAUCAUCACUUCUUCUGCCGACAAAAACAUUAAGAUUUGGGGUUUAGACUUCGGUGAUUGUCACAAAUCUAUUUUUGCUCACCAAGACUCGAUUAUGUCUGUCAAAUUCGAAGCAGAUACACAUAAUUUCUUCAGUUGUGGUAAAGACGGUGUUGUGAAAAGAUGGGAUGGUGAUAAGUUUGACUGUAUUCAAAAGCUAAAUGGACACCAAAGUGAAGUAUGGUGCAUUGCAGUGUCUCGAGAUGGUCGUACCGUCGUUUCUACAUCGCAUGACCACAGUAUCAGAGUAUGGCAAGAAACCGAUGAUCAAGUUUUCUUGGAAGAAGAGAAGGAAAGAGAGAUGGAGGAAGAAUACGAAGAAACACUAUUGAAAUCCUUGGAGGGUGGAUCUGGUGAUGAUCAAUUCUUGAAGGAUAAGAAGAGUACGGAAGACGGGUCAGUAGAUGAAGUUACUGGUGUAAAUAAGCAAACGCUUGAGUCUUUAAAGGCUGGUGAAAGGUUAAUGGAAGCUUUAGAUCUCGGUGUCGCAGAAAUUGAAUCAUGGGAAGCGUAUGAGAAGCAAUUGAAAACAUGGAAGAAGAAGAAGAGUGGCGAGGCCCCUGUCAAACCACAAGGUAAUGCUAUUCUAAUCGCUAUGAAGACCAAACCAGAGAAAUAUAUAUUGGAUACUUUGGCAAAAAUCAAACCAUCACAAUUAGAGGACUCCCUACUUGUGCUUCCGUUUUCCUACGUUAUCAAAUUCUUCAAGUUCUUUGAUGUAAUCAUGUUGCAAAAAGAUCUUGUUCUUUCUCACUUGAGCUUGGUCUGCAAAAUAUUGUUCUUCAUUGUUCGUAAUAACAACAAAGAAUUAGUAGCCCAAAAGAACGAAGAGUUAAAACAAAGAAUCGAAAGAGUUAAAAACAGUAUCAGAUCAAUGUUACAAAAGAAUGCCGAUGAUCUUGGAUUUAAUAUUGCAGGUUUAAAGUUCAUCAAGCAACAAUGGAACCUCAGACACAAUCUUGAAUUCACUGACGAUUAUGAGCAAUUGGAACACGAAAAGAAAACAGCAAAGAAGAGAGUUUUUGAAACUGUUCGAUAA